Molecule: messenger RNA, 2001 nt
Organism: Pestalotiopsis fici W106-1
Lineage: Eukaryota; Fungi; Ascomycota; Sordariomycetes; Amphisphaeriales; Sporocadaceae
Exons: 5
Coding region: 1-2001 (666 amino acids)
Biological process (GO): DNA topological change
Cellular component (GO): nucleus
Molecular function (GO): DNA binding; DNA topoisomerase type I (single strand cut, ATP-independent) activity
Source: RefSeq, a predicted model, not a curated record
AUGAGGAUCCUCUGUGUGGCGGAAAAACCGUCGAUAGCAAAGGCUGUGGCCGGACAUCUUUCUGGCGGACAGCAGCAGACACGCAACACUCCCAACAAAUAUAUCAAGAACUACACCUUUGAUUAUGAUUUCGGUCAGGGCUGGGGUAACUGUGAUGUGACCAUGACCUCGGUGCUUGGUCACAUUACCACCACGCAGUUUCCGGCCGAGUACAAGGACUGGAGAUUCCCGCCUCCAGACAGCCUGUUUAAUGCUCCUGUUGUGACUACUACUUCCGAAGACAAACUAGAUGUGGCAGGGAAUAUCGAACAACAGGCCAAGUACUGCCAAGGUCUAUGCAUCUGGACUGAUUGUGAUCGCGAAGGAGAGCACAUUGGCCACGAAAUUUGUGAAGCCGCCAAGAGAGGAAACAACCGGAUCCAAAUAAAAAGAGCCAAAUUCAGCAACAUUGAAAGAGCUCAUGUGCUGAACGCGGCAAGACACCUCGUGAUGCUGGACGAGAGGCAGGUCAAUGCUGUUUCCGCCCGUAUCGAGCUUGAUCUGCGCAUCGGCUAUGCAUUCACCCGGUUCUUGUCCAAUAAUUUGAAGCCAAUGGGCGAGCCUCUCACGGCCAUGACACUGAGUUAUGGCUCUUGCCAGUUUCCAACCCUGGGGUUUGUCGUUGAUAGAUAUUUUCGAGUCCGGAACUUUAAACCGGAGCCUUUCUGGAGCAUCAAGGUCAUGCACAAAAGAGAAGGAAUCGAUGUCAAUUUUGCCUGGUCCAGGGGACGUUUGUUUGAUCGGGCUUCAGUCAUCAUUCUCUACGAAAGGUGUCUCGCCGCCAAGAUGGCUCAGGUCACCAAGGUCCAAGAAAAACCGACCAAGAAAUGGAAGCCUCUGCCUCUGACAACGGUCGAGCUGCAGAAGCUGGCUACUAGAUUCCUGCGCAUGUCCGGUCAGGACGCAAUGACCGCAGCUGAGAAUCUCUACAACAAGGGAUUCAUCAGCUAUCCCAGAACGGAGACUGAUCGCUUCGAUUCUGGCAUGAAUCUCCGAGCUCUGGUCCAAAAACAGACCACUGACAACCGAUGGGGUGGUUUCGCGCAAGACCUCGUGGACGGCGGAUAUAAUGACCCAAGAAAGGGGCGAAACGACGAUAAAGCCCACCCUCCCAUUCACCCAAUCACUUACGCCGCGCCAGCUGUCCUGCAGAGCGAGAAUGAAAAGAAAAUAUAUGAGCUGGUAGUUCGCCGCUUCCUGGCCUGCUGUUCAGAUGACGCAAAAGGUAUGGCCACAGAUAUUGACAUCUUGUUUGGCGAAGAAGCCUUUCAUGCACAUGGAGUUGUCGUGCUCGAGCGAAACUACCUCGAUGUCUAUGUCUACGACAAGUGGACCGGCAACGUUCAGUUGCCGAAAUUCACGGUUGGCGAACGAUUUGAACCUUUCGAAGCAAUUAUGACAGAAGGAAAGACUGCGGCACCGAGUUACCUGACCGAAGCAGAUCUAAUCGCCCUCAUGGACGCCAAUGGUAUAGGUACAGAUGCUACAAUGGCCGAGCAUAUUCAAAAGAUCCAAGAUAGGCAAUAUGUCAGUGUUGUACCCCGGUCCGGUCGCCAGGCGGGUGGCGAGGGAGAGGAUGACGAUGAUAGUCCUGCACCUGCUCGAGGAGCCCGGGGCGGGCGCGGAGCUCGGGGAGCUGGCCGUGGCCGUGGUGGUCGCGGAGGGUCGAAUGCCGGAGGCAGCAGAGGCAGUGUGAUGGAGUUCAUCCCCACCAAGCUAGGUGUAGCCCUGAUUCAGGGAUUUGAUGGGAUGAACUUUGACACCAGCCUGGGCAAACCUUUCUUGCGCAAGGAGAUGGAGUUGAAAAUGAAGGCCAUAUGCGAUGGUAGGACAACGCGCCAGGCCGUUCUCAACGAAAGCAUCAACCAGUACCGACAAGUAUACAACCAGUCCCAGGAGAAGCUCAACGUGCUCAAGACAGUAAGCUUUCAGCCUACCAGCCAUCAGUCGGUGGCUGCGUAA